AUGGCACCUCUUUUCUACGAAACCAGCAGUCAAUUGGCUGUAUCUGCCGAGAACAACGAAGGCGAAUGGAGUGUGAAGAUUGAGAAAGCUGAAAAUCCAGAACCAGCCUUUGUCCCGGUUUCUAAGGAAGACUUGGCCAUCGUAAAGUCUCCUUUAUACGUCUUGGACUCAGUGAAGGCUGGAAAGGGCCAGGCCAAUGGCAUAUACUCGAAGAUUUUAAGACCAGUGUUUGAUGAAGUGCUCCAAUUGAAGCAUAAGUAUAUCCCAACGACCUCUGCAGACUCCAUUACCGAGUUUGCUGGUUCGUUGAAGCUGGAUGAGAAGGUCACUGUGGCUAUUCUUGGAGGAGACACUUCGAUAAGCGAAUUUGUCAAUGGAUUGGCAGGUAACCCUAACAAGGGUAACAUUGACUUGGUGGUAGUUCCAACGGGUUCCGGUAAUGCGUUGGCGCUUUCGCUUGGCUUGAAUGAUCUUCAUACUGCCCUUCAGAAACUUUUCACUUCUAAAGAUACGGCUCUGGAGCCGUUGAAUAUUUACCUGGCCAGGUUGCCUGAAGGUACAAAGAACCUCUUCCGUGGUGAGGAAAUUUCGCCUGCGCCGGCCCAAUUCUACUUUCUUGUGGUCUUUUCAUGGGCUUUCCAUGCAUCUUUGGUUGCAGACAGUGAUACAGAAGAGCUUCGGAAGCACGGAAACGAGAGAUUCAGAAUUGCCGCUCAGAAUAACCUCCAUAGACCUCAGAAGUACGAAGGGAGUGUCCUGGUAGGUUCCAGAAAGACCGACGGGCCGUUUUCAUACUUGGUCAUCACGCCAGUCCAGAAUUUUGAACCUGGCUUCAGAAUUCUGCCUAAAGGUAACGUACAUGAUCUGUCACUUUAUGCUCUUUCAAUUGGGUAUGAGCAUGAAGAAGAACUUUCUGGAAAGUACUUGUUUGAUAUCAUGUUAGAGGCCUACGAUAAUGGCAAGCAUAUUGAGAACCCAAAGGUUACGUACCAAGAGGUUCCCGAAGGGAAAAAAGUCGUUAUCAAGGGUCAAAACCUCAUUCCACAGGAAAAUAGACGUUUCUGUGUUGAUGGCGCCAUUAUUCUGCUUCCUGAGAAGGAGGAGUCGACGAUUGAAGUCAAACAUGAGGGUAACAAGGUUCAUGACUGGCAUGUUCGUGUUUUUGCUUAA
Molecule: messenger RNA, 1170 nt
Organism: Candidozyma haemuli
Lineage: Eukaryota; Fungi; Ascomycota; Pichiomycetes; Serinales; Metschnikowiaceae
Exons: 1
Coding region: 1-1170 (389 amino acids)
Biological process (GO): sphingosine biosynthetic process
Cellular component (GO): membrane; cytoplasm; intracellular membrane-bounded organelle
Source: RefSeq, a predicted model, not a curated record